AUGACAAGCGUGAGAUGGCUUCCCACACGGGCGCUCUGGGGAUCCGGACCUCAUUUUGCUCGACAGACUCAGGUCUCCACCUACCGUGCAUCAACUCUGGAUCCAGAUCUUCCUGGUUACUGUUCAAGAAUUUCAAGCUUUGUGGAGCCUUCGUGGCGGAGCACCCCCAGAAACCGCGUCGUGGACCAGGUCGUCACCUGGGUCGAUGCGCCCGCUAUCCAGAGAUCUGAGCAAAGCUUGGGCCGAAAUCUGUAUAUUUGUCUAGACAACUCAUCCAAGCGCCCCGAAGGCUCUUCGGGCACCAGCUCGUUGAACGACGAACGGGAGAAACCCCACGUUAAAUACCAGCUAGGGAUGGUGCGCACUCCCCAUCCCAACCCCAUCCCCAAGCAUCCACUCAUCAUCAUGGGCAGCGUCCGCCUCACCCCCUUCGCUGACGGCACUGAGGCGUAUAUUCCGGGCUUCUCCCAACAUUUGUUCAAGAUUGAUGGAGUGUAUCAAGAGCGCGACCUACCACAGGGCACUAUAGUGGCCACAUUCGACCCCGAGGUCGCGACCUACUAUGUCAAGUCCCCAGUGGAUGGAUCUUGGCUUCACACUCGUAUUCAUUAUGACCUCCGUGCGUUUCCGCACGGUGCAGACGAACAGCUCGAUGCCACCUCUCCAGAUCUUGUCGCUACUCCCUCUGUUUCGGCUGACGUCAUGGAGUUUCAUCAAAAGAAAUACACAUUGCCCGGACUACGCGGGCGUCCCCCGAGUACUGAUGCGGCGGCCUGCUUGGCUGACUUCAACCGCUUGAUCGAAGACAUCGGCAAUGCUGAGCCCGUCACCGAUGGUUCCGCACCUGCUUUCUCCUUUAUGGCGCAUAUCACGAAAGACUCCACACUUCAGCACGAGAAGUUUAGCCUCCGCUUCGAGAUCCCGGACCUUGACAGGAACGCGUUCAAGAAGCAGUACAACUCUCGCAUUCAAGGUAGUCCGCUGUCCCGCGAGCAGCUUGCCGACAUGCUGGCGAACGACAUCAAAGAGCGCAUGGCAAGUCGUCUUCUCUGGUUCUGA
This is a messenger RNA of Epithele typhae, 1059 nucleotides long. RefSeq lists its product as uncharacterized. NCBI's taxonomy places the organism in Eukaryota, Fungi, Basidiomycota, Agaricomycetes, Polyporales, Epitheliaceae. The record is from RefSeq and is a predicted model, not a curated record. The transcript is spliced from 8 exons. Bases 1 to 1059 code for a protein of 352 amino acids.